CACAUGACUGUGACGUCAGUCCCUGCUUCUGUCUAGCGACGCUGGCUGAUAAACUCUGGAGUCCGGAGCUAAACUAACAUCGCAGUUGUUGUGUCGCUAAUGUUAGCUUAGCCAGCUAGCACAACAUCCCCUCACCGAGCUAAGCUGAAGCUAUCGUUUCCCGAGCAGCGAAGAGACAGAGGCAGCAGCAGCAGCGGCGGCAGGGAAACCCAGAGAAACCCGGAGGAAAACCAUGAAGCAGACCGGUGUCAAGUCGGGAAUCGUGGGGCUGACGUUACAGCUGCUGUUGGCUGCUGUUCUGCACCAGAGUUUUGCGACUGACGCCCCGCCCACGGUUGCCCCGACCAGCCCGGCACCGCACAAAGUACCCAGCAACCCCGACAAAGGACACUACGUGGUCAACGGCACCAACGGCACGGCCUGUUUGCUGGCUUCAAUUGGCAUCCAGCUCAACAUCACCUUCAUGUCUUUGUCCAAGAAUAAGACUGUGCAGGAGAUCGUGAACCUGCAGUCCAAUACGACAAAGAGCGCUGGGUCGUGUGACACGGACAGCGCCUCCCUGCAGCUCACAUCGGAAACGCAGAAAAUCGACCUCAAUUUUACCUUCACCCUGAACACGACGUCCAGCAAGUACCAUCUGAGUGAAGUGUCUCUGACAGCCGCGUGGACAGACAUGAAAAUCGGUUCCGUCUCGUUCCGUAACAACACUCUGGACUACCUGAGAGGAACCCUGGGAUUCUCGUACAUGUGCCGAGAGAAACAGACGCUGAGCGUGGCCCAGAAUCUGUCCAUCAACAUCUUCCAGGUGCAGGUGCAGCCCUUCGGUGUGGUGGGAACUCAGUUUGGAGCAGCUGAGGAAUGCCAGCUGGACGAAGACGACAUGUUGAUCCCCAUCAUAGUCGGAGCAGCUUUAGCGGGUCUGGUCCUGAUCGUGCUCUUGGCCUACCUCAUCGGCAGGAAGAGGAGCCACGCGGGCUACCAAAGUAUCUGAGGCGGCUCGCCUUCCCGUAACUCCCACCCAUGAUUAUUAAUAACCACUGUUUAAUGAGACUAAACACUCCCACCCUGUGUUCCCUCCCUCUGCUCCUCCCUCCAUUCUUCAUUGCUCAUCAGUAACACUAGUUAUUAUCACUUUGUGAGAUUGAUUAUCGCGCUUUCUGAACUGACCCACUCAUAAACAGCGGGGGAGGGAGGAGGGUUUGUGUUUUAGAGAUUGACAGAAAAUCUCUUUAUUUUUGGUGCCACAUAAAGCAGAGGAUGUUGAUCAGAGGGUCCAGAAAAAAAGAAGUCAUAUUUGUGCUAUUUAUAAUUUCUGUGAAAAGGGAUUGUGGGAGUUUCUUAGUUUGUUUUGGGGGGCGACUUCAAGUCGGGGCUGAACGAUUUUGGGUCAACUAUCCGACAGAAAUUGCAAAUUAUGUCAUUUACACGACGGAGCAUUAACACAAGACGUCAUUAACAAACUUAGAGAGAGAGUAAUUGAUACCAAAAUCAAUUUAAACUGACCUAGAACAAAUAAAGCAGCAGCUUUUGUGACUUGCUGAUUUCAUUCCUUUUUUUAAAAAAAAUAAUAAUUGUGAUUUCUAUUUGAAAACGUUGAAAAUCUUUUCAGCCCCACUUGAAGUCGUCGCACCUGAAGGUUUUCUUAUUAUAAAGGGAAUUUCUCUGGGCUGUUGGAAAAAACCUGGUGUACAGAUCUGACAUUUUUAAGAAAAAAACGUAACUGCUUAUAGGGAACACACUAAAGACGCAGUGAACUAACCGUAAGAAGGAAGUAUGAGGAGAUUUUUGUCCACAGAGAUCAGUCAGUCUUGGAAUGUACGUCGGGCCUUUUUGUUUGAAGGUUUCAGACAUUUUAAGCUUCUUUCUUUCACCAUUUCCCAUUAAAGAUGAGUCGUAUGGUACUUCUUUUUUUUUUUUAUUGCUUUGUUGCCAAGAUUUCUAUAAACAGGUCAGCGUAAUUCUAAAAUAUCAUGUUACUGUGAGGUUAGUUUGCCUUACUACAGCCUCUAAAGUUCAUGUGCGUUUGCUUUGUACUGAAGCUGAAGAGUAAAAAUGGACAAAUUGCUGUCAGUUGAGGUUGAUUCUUUAGUUGGAAACUGAAGCUUCAGUGGGAGACUCUUUUACAAAACUACAUUUAAACACAUUUCUUAUGUACAGUAAGGCACAGUGGUCAAGUGGAUUCAACACGUUUUCUCUUUUAUUGAGCUUUAGAGGUGCUGGUAUGUGGAUAUUCCAUGCUCAGAUGAACUUAAAUGUCCUUAUUUACUGCACAUGCAUGGUUGGAUAUGAUUUUUUUUGAGUAUUUUUUUCCCCUUAUUUUACUCAGCACAAAAAGUCCCCCCCCCCUCAAAGUGACAACAGUCUCCAAUUUGCAUUCUACUGUUACAUGAAUGUCAGCUUCAACAAUCUGUAAAAGUACUGUUGGCUUGGUGCAUGAAAAAGCUCAGGACAUUGGCGUAAGAACGUAACGUUGCUUUUCUUAAUCCACUCUGGUGUUGUCUAUUAUCAUCAUUAUUAUUAUUAUUAUUAUUAUUAUUAUUAUUUGUUGUUUUUUGUUUUUCUUGGGAUUUUGGUUGCUGCAGGGACAGGAAUUGCACUAAAGUCCCGAGAAGGAAAAUAAGCCCCAUGUAAAGGUUAAAAUGGCCAAAAAGCUGUGGUCAGUGUUUAUCAGUGCCUUCCUAGCUGUGACCUGGAUGUGAUUUCGACUGAAGCCAACACUCACAGAGGUACUCGCGCUCUCAUUGACACCAACUGCUGCCAUUUGGGAUGUUUCAUUUUAUAUUUCUUUUGUCCCCCUCAUAGCUCUGUACUGUCACAUCCAGUAAUAUGCAUUGUUCGAUGUCAUGUUUUUUUUCUUCCUCCUCAUCUAAAUAUCUGUGUAGUGACAUUAAAAAGGUUUCUGUGGAUUCGUUUGAACUGUUUUCUAAAGGAAAAGUCAAUAAAAGUGAACAAACAUGA
Solea senegalensis (Senegalese sole) is the source of this 2958-nucleotide messenger RNA. RefSeq names its product lysosome-associated membrane glycoprotein 1-like. The transcript has 7 exons. NCBI's taxonomy places the organism in Eukaryota, Metazoa, Chordata, Actinopteri, Pleuronectiformes, Soleidae. The coding region runs from base 233 to 991 and encodes 252 amino acids. The record is from RefSeq and is a predicted model, not a curated record. Gene Ontology annotation, cellular component: membrane.